UCAUAAUCAUCUGUCAAGUGUCAAGUUGAGGUGAAUUUGUGGUUGUUUUUCUUCGGUUUUUCUAUUUCAGCUUCAGUGCAGUUAAUAUUAAAUAUGUUGUGCAGACUGUGAAAAUGAAAAACCAUUGAAUAUAAAUGAGUAUCUAGUCUUCAUCGUGUGUAGUGUAUAAGCAUAAAUUGACAUGACUUCUAGUCCUUUUCGGAGGUUGUGCCACUGGGGCCCAAUUUCGGUUUUAGUUAUAAUAAAGCUGAUAACAUGGGCUAUGAUCCACAUGCUGGGCAUGUGGUGGCCGCCGCACGCGUCGCUGGGCGGCUUCGUGCACGCGGCCAUAUUCCUUGCGUUUGCUGCGGCCACACUUUACUACUUCCUCCAAUCACUGCUGGAAGGACCGGGAUUUGUUCCCUAUGGAUGGAAACCAGCAAAAGAAGAAGACACACAGUUUCUACAAUUCUGCAACGUGUGUAAUGGUUACAAAGCUCCAAGAUCACAUCAUUGCAGGAAAUGUGGACGGUGUGUGAUGAAGAUGGACCACCACUGUCCGUGGAUCAACUGCUGCGUGGGGCACCGUAAUCACUGCUACUUCGUGAUCUUCCUGGGCUCUGCCACCAUCGGCUGCUUACAAGCUGCCAUAGUACUCACAAUAUGCGUGUAUCAAGUGAUCAAUCAAAUCGCUAACAUCCAGAGCAGGACUGAGCGAGAUCCAGCGAUAUACCUGACGGUCAGCACGUUUGUGCUGACGCUACUUGCUUUAGGCAUGGCUCUGGGGGUUGUAUUGGCUGUCGGGGCCUUAUUGUACAUACAGGUCAGAAGCAUCCUCCGAAACCGGACCACGAUCGAAGACUGGAUCAUGGAGAAGGCGGUAGGACGACGCGUUAUAGGCGGCGUGGCGCCCUUCAUGUAUCCCUACGACUUGGGCUGGCGACGCAACGCAGCUCUGGUCAUCAAUUCCGCGCGACACGACGGCAUCGCCUGGCCGCUGGCGCCUGGCUGCGGGCAGUAUGACCUUACUCGCGAGCAGCAAGCCCAAAAGCAGCUGAAAGCGCUGCGCUCCCGCGUGGUAGUAUCGGUGGCGUCGUACAGCGGGCGCUGGCUGCCAGCGCAGUACCCGCGGGCCGCGCUGCACGCGCCUUGCACGGACGAGCCGCGCUUGGCGCUACGCCCCGGGACCUUGCUGCGGGUCACGCGCCAUAGGAAAUACUGGAUGUUCGGCGCAAUGGUCGAGUCAGAGGGUGAGGAAGAAAUCCGCGGGCCUCGUGGCUGGUUCCCGCGCGCCGCCGUCAGGCCGCUUCAUGACAAGCCUGAGUAGCGCCAUCAUUAGCCUGAGUAGCGUCACCACAGCCUGAGUAGCGCGACCGCAAGACCGAGUAGCGCGACCACAAGACCGAAUAGCGCGACCACAAGACAGAAUAGCGCGACCACAAGACCGAGUAGCGCCAUCAUAAGAUCGAGUAGCGCCAUCACUCGAGGCUUUUUAGCUUGCCACUCACUCCGGCAGCCAUUGUGAGGUAGGUGUAUUAAAUACCUACCUACGAACGUAGGUACAGUCGACAGCGCAUCAGACUGUACAUUUUUGAUGCAAAAUAGCACUUAUAACUAUUUUUAACACAGUGUACUGCUUGAAGUGCCGUUGUCUGUACCCACGAACUUGAAACAACUGAUUUUGAUUAUAAUCGCCGUUGCCAAGGCAAUGAUAUGAAGGAUAGAGUAUGCGCACAAUUUUUUGGCGCUGACUGAAUAAGUCGUUGACUGCCGAGUCGAGACACUAGACACAAUAGAAUUUUUAUUGUUCGAGGCACCUCACUGGUGAACCGUGUGGCGUCAAAAGUGAUAAUAUAAUUUUCUAUGUGUAGAAUAAACGAUGCAACGCUCUAUAUCUAUUUUGAGUAUUUUGACAUAUUUUCCAUACAAAAAUUUACAGUAUGUUUUACUAAUUCAAAUAAAGGUACCAAAUAAAUCAAACUAUUUUAAAGUCCUAUUUUAUGCCCAACCUCUGUAUAUAGCUGGUAAUCCGCUAGAAUAUUAUUAGAAAAGACAAUGCUUACGUAACGAUUAUAAAUGGCUUAGAAUAACGGUACAAUUAUUUUUUGGAUGAAUUUUUUACACAACGAAUCCGUAUUUUGUCUAUGUUUUUGAAAUCUCCGGUGUUAUAUCAAAUGUGCUUGAAUGAUGUAAAAUUAAAUUGUAAAUGACUUUGCUUCAGUUCUAGGAUUUAGGCAUCGAAAUUGAUAUUUUAUUAUACUUAUUAAGUAUUAUGUAAAUAUUAUUACGAAAUAGUUACGUGAAAUAUUAUAUUCCCCAAGGAUUCUAAGCGAUAAUAAUCCUUGUUAAUUUUUAAAUAACGACCAAUAUUUUGGAUCUCAAAGUAAAAUAACAACUAAAUGAAAAUUAUAACACCCCUCUUUUUACGUUGGGGAUUGAUAAAUACUUAGAUAUUUUUAUGCAAUGUUUUUCUUGUAAGUGAUAGGUUGUUUCCUGGAUGAAAAAUAAACAAAAUCUACAAUGUCUUCUCCGUAAUGAUCAUACAAACUCAAUACUUACUUCUAAUAAAAGAGUUGUCGUCAAUUUUCUGUAGUAGUGAAUAAUUUCAGUUCCACAAAGUCUUUGACUAGUCCAAUGACUCCAGGAGCAAACUGUGUUUGUACAUUAUAAAUACUAAUUAUUUAGUAAGGAGUAAACGUGGUAACGUUCCUGUACAUAGUUUAGAUAUUGUACAGGAUAAUAUAUUUAGUAGGUACCUAUGAACUUAAUGUGCGCAAAUAUUCAAUGGUCACUAUAAUGUAUAUAAUUUACAAGGUUUUGAUAUGAUUUUGUUAGUAUUUUUACUAUUAAAAUUGAUGUCUAU
Molecule: messenger RNA, 2842 nt
Organism: Ostrinia furnacalis (Asian corn borer)
Lineage: Eukaryota; Metazoa; Arthropoda; Insecta; Lepidoptera; Crambidae
Product: palmitoyltransferase ZDHHC6
Exons: 8
Coding region: 182-1306 (374 amino acids)
Molecular function (GO): palmitoyltransferase activity
Source: RefSeq, a predicted model, not a curated record